UUCAUUUCUUAUUUCUGAUUCCAGCGAUGGCGGCUGCUGAUCUGAGAGACGAGCUGAGCUGCUCCAUCUGCCUGAGCAUUUAUACUGAUCCGGUAUCCCUGCCCUGUGGCCAUAACUUCUGCCGGGGCUGCAUUGGGGGGGUGCUGAGUAUCCAAGAGGGGUCUGGGCGUUAUUCCUGCCCUGAAUGCAGAGCUGAGUAUCAGGAGCGCCCUGCCCUGUACAGGAACAGAGCUCUGGGGAACAUAGCAGAGAGGUUCCGUCCGACUGAGACAGAGCCGGGGGAGACUGGGAUCUUCUGCACUUACUGUCUCCUCUCUCCUGUACCUGCUGCUAAAUCCUGUCUGCACUGUGAGGCUUCUCUGUGUGAUACCCACCUGAGGGGGCACUGCCAGUCAGCAGAACAUGUACUCACUGAGCCCACCGCUUCCUUUAUGGGGAGAAAAUGUUCUGUACACAAUGAGCCCCUAAAGUAUCACUGCUGUGAGGACUCUGCCUGUAUCUGUGCAUCCUGCUGCCUGGCCGGGGGGCACCGGGGCCACAGGGUAGAGCUGCUGAGUGAGGCCUCUGAGAAGAAGAAAGAGAAACUGAGGAAAGUUCUGGAGAAACUGAGCCCAGAGAGAGAGGAGACUGAGCGAGGAGCCCAGAGGCUGCAGGAGUGCAGGAGAGAAGUGGCAGAAGUGGCAGCUGGUGAGACAGAGAGAGUCACUGCCCUGUUUAGGGGCAUCAGGGAAGAGCUGGAAGCCCUAGAGAAGCGACUCCUGAGUGACAUCUCCAGGCAGAAAGAGGAGCUUUGCCUCCAACUCACUGAGCUGAUCCAACAGCUGGAAAUAAAGAAGGAUGAGCUGUCCAGGAAGAUCCGGCACAUUGAGGAGCUGUGCAACAUGGCAGAUCCACUCACUGUCCUACAGGAACAAUGGGAAUCCUAUGGAGCUGCCGCUUGUGAGGCUGAGGGGGCAGAUACUGAGGGCAGAGAGAAAGACGGUACUGAGGGAGCAGAUACAGAGGGCAGAGAGAGAGAGGAUACUGAGGGGGCAGGUAAUGAGGUUAGAGAGAAAGAGGGUAUAAAGGUCCCGGCUGUAGGGGAUCUGGAUGUGGGUCGGAUCUCAGAGACAUUACUCACAGGCUUAGCUGGGAUUGUGACUGGGGUAGAGGGAAGGAUCCAUUGGCAGGAGGCUACAGAGCUGGUACUGGAUAUAAACACGGCUGGGAAUGAUGUAUCUGUAUCAGGGGAUGGGAAAAUUGCUUCCUACUCACAUACAGACCGGUGUCGCCCACAAACCCCAGAGAGAUUUCAGUAUCCUCAGGCUUUAAGCACCAGGAGUUUCCCCUCAGGGCGACAUUACUGGGAAGUGGAGGUCAGUGAAUCAGGGGACUGGGGGGUAGGGGCGGCCUAUCCCAGUAUAGAGAGGGGAGGGGGUCAGUCCUGCAUUGGGAAUAAUAACAAGUCCUGGGGUUUGUGGAGAUGCAAUAAUAACUAUACAGUGACACAUGACUGGAAAGACACACAGUUACCCCAUGUCCCUUCCUGCAGGAGAAUCAGGAUCUCAUUGGACUAUGAGGCCCGACGUCUGUCUUUUUAUGAGCUGAGUGAGCCAAUCAGGCACUUACACACCUUCACUGCCUCCUUCACUGAGCCCCUUCAUGCCGCAUUCUGGGUAGGGUGGGAUGGUGACUGGGUGAGGAUCAUUAGUUAGGGCCCCGCCCACUGCCCAGCAGAAAGCUGUUAAGACACUCACUUAUGAUGGGUAAGUUCUGUAUAAAGGGACACAUAAAAUCCCCCAGUGCCCCCUAUAA
Messenger RNA from Xenopus tropicalis (tropical clawed frog), 1794 nucleotides. Its product is annotated as E3 ubiquitin/ISG15 ligase TRIM25-like. The record is from RefSeq and is a predicted model, not a curated record. Gene Ontology annotation, biological process: antiviral innate immune response. The transcript is spliced from 2 exons. Gene Ontology annotation, molecular function: zinc ion binding. Gene Ontology annotation, cellular component: cytoplasm. Bases 27 to 1694 code for a protein of 555 amino acids. NCBI's taxonomy places the organism in Eukaryota, Metazoa, Chordata, Amphibia, Anura, Pipidae.